AUGGCUGAAUUCAAAUAUCUGAUCCACUUCGCAGAUGUAAAGGGAGACAGGUUCUUUGCCGAUAUCGACUCUACAGAGCCCGCCAUUGGGGCUCAAAUCAAUGCAUAUCGUUCAUUCCAAGACCUGAAGGAGAAGAAAAAUGGUGCAAUUACCACCAUUUCCAAGCUCCUGCCUCCUGUCCCUGCACACGAUCAGCCGAUCUACUGUGUCGGACUUAAUUACAGAAGCCAUGCAAAAGAAGCAAAUCUGAAUGUCCCCGCCAAUCCACCAGUGUGGACAAAGCCUGCCGCCGCUCUGGCCGGUCCCGACGAGACAAUCGCGAUGAACCGAUUCUGUGCGUCCCACUUACCAGACUGGGAGGGCGAGCUCUGCUUCGUGACCUCGCGCGAAUGUCGAGACCUCACCGUCGAAGAGGCAUCGUCAUGUAUUCUGGGCUAUACCAUCGGGAAUGACCUAUCCUGCCGCUUCUUCCAGCUCCCCGAGCAGUCCGGCGGCCAAUACUUCUACGCCAAGGCCUUUGAUAGAUUUGCGCCGGUUGGUCCGGUGCUGGCGCACCCUUCCGUCUGGGGCAAGGUUCAGAAGACAGCGCGAUUGGUGACGCGCGUCAAUGGACAAGUCAAGCAGGACUCUCACGUGAGCACAGAUAUGAUCUACGAACCGGCGAGGAUUCUCAGUUGGAUGUCACAGGGCACCACGAUCCCAGCGCAUACGAUUGUUAUGACAGGGACUCCUGCGGGUGUGGGUGUAUUUCAGUCCCCCCGACAACUUCUCCAGGAUAAGGACUCGGUCGAGAUCGAGAUUACCGGUCUCGGAGUGCUAAAAAACCAAAUUGCGUUCGAAGAAGGCCAGGACAAUAUGCUGUGA
This is a messenger RNA of Aspergillus pseudoviridinutans, 864 nucleotides long. Its product is annotated as fumarylacetoacetate hydrolase family protein. Lineage: Eukaryota; Fungi; Ascomycota; Eurotiomycetes; Eurotiales; Aspergillaceae. The record is from RefSeq and is a predicted model, not a curated record. Gene Ontology annotation, molecular function: acetylpyruvate hydrolase activity. The transcript has 5 exons. Bases 1 to 864 code for a protein of 287 amino acids.